AUGAAUCCUGUUGACCAUGUGGCCAGGGUGAUUGCCGCCAUCGCAGCCUCGCCCGAGUCGCUCUUCAAGUUUGUGUUUCAUGUCAGCAACUCGGACAAUAGCACCCUCGCCGAGAAGAAACUGUUCGAGCUCGUCAAUGCCUAUGGCUGGCCCGUUCUCUUCGAGACCCGCGAAGUCUUCCUAACCAUUCUCCAGAACAACCCAUCGCCCGAGAGCAAUGCCCUGUUCCCACUCAUGCACAUGAUGAUGGACAUGUCCUUCAGGGUCGAAAGCAAAAACACCCAGUCGAUCUAUCCGGCUCCGAGUGCCCCGGCUGUCGAAGUGGCUGCAAAGUGCCUCGUCUACCUCUUCCGCGCGGGAUUCUUGCCUCGCCCCAUCAAUCCACCCACGCCCCUCAAGGAGGAGGAGUACCCCGAGGUCAGCAUCUUUGGUCGCACCGGCCGUCACUGAGGUCCUCCAACGGUCUCUCGCACUGCCCUUUCCAAGGAAUAUCCAAGCAUCUUGAAGUGUUUUUGAAAGUCGCCUCGAAUUGGGCUGCUGCGAG
Messenger RNA from Polychytrium aggregatum, 544 nucleotides. RefSeq lists its product as uncharacterized. The transcript has 2 exons. The coding region runs from base 1 to 450 and encodes 149 amino acids. NCBI's taxonomy places the organism in Eukaryota, Fungi, Chytridiomycota, Chytridiomycetes, Polychytriales. The record is from RefSeq and is a predicted model, not a curated record.